AGCAGGAAAUCAAGCAAGUGGCAGAGCUCUUCCAGACAGAUGAGUACCACGGUCAAGUCUACUUUGCCCCUUUCUUGGUUCUGGAGAAUCUGGCCAGGAAACCCGCAAACACCCCAUAUCCCAUCAUCGGUCUGUGCCUGGUGACAUUGUGUGUCAGUCCAGAGGGGAGGGAUACUUUCUACCUUUGUCACAGUUGUGAGGAGAAGUGUGGCCCAGGACAGAUCAUAGACCACCUCCUCUCUGCUGACCACCUCUCCAACUACUAUAGCUACACAGACCCUGAUGUGUUGAGUUUCUCCUGGAUGCCUAACAUGGAUAUGUUGAACCUCCUACGGCCGCUAGCUGUCAAAGAGAUGGACAAGAAUGGACCUGGAGUGCUACGGGUGCUGGACAUGCCUAAGAGUGUGUCUGUGAAGUUGAAGACAAGUGGCUACUCUAAAGUCAUGCAGGCCCUGACUCAGACUGACAGGCUGGCUGAGUGUAUCAGAGCUGACAGACCAGAAAGGAUGACUAUACAAGAGUACCACAGAGACCCCAACAGGAAACACCCUCUGCUGGGUCUACAGCACCUGGUGGAGUACUGCUGUGAAGGGCAUGGCCAAAGGAGAUCCUACCUCUGUCAGCUCUGCCGCCUUCCUGUCCCCUCACGGAGGGUCAUCCAACACACACUCGGCUUCGACCACCUCUACUGGUACUUCAAGGUGUUUCACCCCUCCACCCUCCUGAUGAAGGACUGUUAUAAAGAGUACAGCUGCAGGUUCAUCGCCAUGAUCCUGGACCUGGCCAAUCAGGUGCAAGACAUCAGUCAGUCAGCCAAUAUGGAGAUACAGCAAGUUGUGUUGGAACCAGCAGUGUUCUCCUCAGUUGAGUUUUCUGUCUACACAGAGGCUCUGAGGAAGUUGCAGACCAUUAGGAGAGCUCGUAAGGAGGGCAGCCUUAAGACCAGCAUUAUACCUGGAGACAAACUGGUUCCUUCCUCAGAAGGGUCAAAUAUUACCAAAGAUGUUACCAUGACUAACGUUCCUGAAGCUGUUCCUAUGGAGACCAAGUCAAGCCCAGAGAAGACCUAUGUCACACCUACAGCUGUUGAGACUGUAGCUACAGCAAGUACUGUUCCAGUUGUUACCAAAGCUACUAGCCAGAGCGGGACCUGUCGACUGCACUGUCAGGACUGCAACGUGGUAUGUGAGUCUGUGUCGCAGUACAAGUUACAUGUGCGUCACUGGAAACACAAGGAGAUGCUAGGAGUUAUCUUUGAACCAGGGGACGAGGACAGUAAAGCCUGCAUCCCAUCCUUUACCUUGUAUGAGUACAUCCGGAGCUCAGAAAGAACUGAACCAAUUAUUGGUGUCUAUCUGUUGGUGAUGUGUUUGAGUACUGAGUGUUGGAAAACACCCUUCUACCUGUGUCACACCUGUCAGGAGAUAAUCCCUGCCAAUCUCGUCAUGACUCACCUCACCUCCACACUCCACCUUCGACGCACCCUGAUGUACCAGAGUCCGCAGUGUCUGCCAUUCGGGUGGGGGACAGAGAUGGGCCUGGAGGUCCUGAAGACUUUGGCCUGGGAGGAGGAGAGAGUCCGAGGAGAGAGAGACAAUGUACUGAAGGUGUUUGAUAUUCCUGACAGUGUUUUCCACAGCAUUAAGAUGUCCACCUACUCCUCCGCCAUGAAGAAACUCAAGAACUUCCAUCGUUAUCUAAAAGUUGACAGGCCGCUGACAUUUUCCGCCCAUCUAAAAAACAAAGACCGGAGGAUUCCUAUGCUGGGUCUGCAGUUCCUGGUUCAGUACAGUGUUACUAGGGCCGGGGCCUCGUCUCCAGGCUGGGGCUUCCUGUGUUUGUUGUGUGAGAGGAAGUUGUCAGACGGACUCAGCAUCGCUCACAUACACAGCUAUGAACAUGUCACCACGUUCCUGGAGCGUGCCCAUCCAGGCUCUGUGAAAGAGGUAGAGGAGUCUGAUAAGAGGAGCGAAAUACUGCUGGACCUGGCACAACAGGCUGAGAAAAUACAUGCCAUGGGGUGUCUACAGUUCAUGAUGUUGCAACGCUACAUCGGGGAGUCCGUCAUCUAUGAGAAAGCCUUAGUGAUCUUGAAGGCGAUCAAGAAGAGAGAGAACAUGGGAGACCUGAUGCCCAUGCUACCACUUGGCAAGAAACUGGUUCCCUCCAGUUCGAUCAGAGACCAGAGCCAGACUACCCCAGAACCUGCCCCUACAUCUGUAGGAGAGGAGAAACCGACCAGGAAAGAGACUGACAAAGACAAUGAGACCGAGAUGGACAGAGAGGCCACCCCAGAAACCAUUCAAAUGACCCAGGAGACUGGGGUGGAAGUGGAUAAACGCAUUGGCAAAGAAACCUGCAGUGACCCCAGUAAAGACACUGGCAGAGAGACCAGUAAAGAGGCUGGCAGAGAGACCAGUAAAGAGGCUGGCAGAGAGACCAGUAAAGAGGCUGGCAGAGAGACCAGUAAAGAGGCUGGCAGAGAGACCAGUAAAGAGGCUGGCAGAGAGACCAGUAAAGAGGCUGGCAGAGAGGCCAGUAAAGAGGCUGGCAGAGAGGCCAGUAAAGAGGCUGGCAGAGAGGCCAGUAAAGAGGCUGGCAGAGAGGCCAGUAAAGAGGCUGGCAGAGAGGCCAGUAAAGAGGCUGGCAGAGAGGCCAGUAAAGAGGCUGGCAGAGAGGCCAGUAAAGAGGCUGGCAGAGAGGCCAGUAAAGAGGCUGGCAGAGAGACCAGUAAAGAGGCUGGCAGAGAGACCAGUAAAGAGGCUGGCAGAGAGACCAGUAAAGAGGCUGGCAGAGAGACCAGUAAAGAGGCUGGCAGAGAGACCAGUAAAGAGGCUGGCAGUACAGAGGCUGGCAGUACAGAGGCUGGCAGUACAGAGGCUGGCAGUACAGAGGCUGGCAGUACAGAGGCUGGCAGUACAGACGCUGGCAGUACAGACGCUGGCAGAGAGACCAGUACAGACGCUGGCAGAGAGACCAGUACAGACGCUGGCAGAGAGACCAGUACAGACGCUGGCAGAGAGACCAGUACAGACGCUGGCAGAGAGACGAUAACAAAAGCCAGUCAAGAGACCAGAAAGGACAGCAGGAGCAGAGGGAAAGAUAAGGAGGCGGAAAAGAUAAUCAAGGAGAUGGAGACUGGCAAAAAAGAGACCAGUACAGAGACUGUCAAAAAGUUAGGUAGUAAGACUAGAAACAUGACAGUCCAUGAGACCAGCAAAGACACUGGGAAAAUGACCAGUACAGAGACUGUUAAGGAGACUGAGAGAGAGACCUGUAGAGCUGUUAGUAUAGUGGCCAGUAGAGCCAGCAAUAGAGAAACCAAAAAAAAGCCAGAGACUUGUAAAACACCUGAAAAGAAGACCAAUACUCAGACUGUGAAAGAAAAAACUAAAGUGACUCCUCCCCCCAUCUCCCCUCCAACCACUAAUCUGUGGGAUUUCCUGAAGAGGCAGAACCGAGAGGCUGUGAUUGGUCUGAGUGCACUCAUCGAGUGCCACAGUCACGGCCAGCCCCCCCUCUACCUCUGCCAGGUGUGUGGGUGUAAAGUCUUCCAGAACGCCAUCAUCGUCCAUGUAACCACAGACUGCCAUCGACUUUCCUACCUGAGGUCGCUGAAGACAGUGGUUGUCCCCAAAGGGAACCAGCUCCAUAAGAAGUUGAGGAGAGCUGCCUUGAAGCUGGAGAGGACCAUGGGAUAUGGAGAGGCUGAGGUAACGGAGUUGGAUGCACACACUUACAAUUUUGUUGCAGAAAGAUCCUUUGCCAUUGGCCUGAACAUUGUAAUGAAGGUCAUAAAUGGUGACCCUUCACCUGACCCCCGACUGUCGGUCAGCCCUAAACCCCCUGACACCUCACCCCAGGUCAGCCCUGACCCCUCACUCCAGGUGUCAGAGGUCAGCAACCCCACCCUGACCUCUACAGCUCUGUGGUCCUACCUGAAUGCCUCCACCAGGACACAGCCUGUCAUCGGUGUCAGUAUGUUGACAGAGUUGCCAGACAGACAUGGUGACUACUUCCUCUGCCGCUGCUGUUCUCACAGGAUGUUUACGUCAUCCCUCAUUGGACACCUAAUCUCUGCUCGACACCGCUACCACUACAUAAAACUAGUGUACCCUGAGCUGGCUGCUGAUUGGCCAGUGAGCCCAGAGCUGACGGUGAAGGCGGGGCCUCUUCAUGAGGAGCUGAGAGUGAGAGCUGCAGAACUGGAGGCACAGGAGGGACUAGGACAGCUCACGGUGGUAAAGAGAGAACCUGCUGCUCGAGACACAACCACUACCAAUACUGAAGAGACUGCCCAGCAGAGCCAGAACGGCUCACCUCCUCUCACUGUGAAAGAGGAACCGGUUGACUCCAUAGUACCGUCCCAGCCCCCUAGAGGAGAAAAGAGGAACAAGAGGAGGAGCAACCCUGUGGUUGGUGUGAACUUCCUGGUCCAGGUGUCUCACAGGAGAAGGAAACAGUACUACUGUCAGCUAUGUUCUGUCAGGAUGAAACACGCUAUUGCUGAUCACAUGACCAGCCUCAGCCACCGACACAACUAUGUGAGGUUGAAGUACCCUGGUUGGACCUCCAGCCCGGUAGAGAUGGAGAAGAAGCUGUUCAAAAUGGCCGUUCACCUGGAGAAGGUCGACAGAGACGCAGGAGUGGGCAUGCAGAAGGUAGAAGUGGAAGCUGAUGAGUACAAAGAGCUGUUGUCCUUUCCUGUGGAGGAAGGUGUCAGUAAACUGCAAGCCAUCAUCAGACGGCAACAAGAGCCAUGCGAUCUGAGACACACAGCUCCCUCGACCAAUCACAACCCAGAGGAUCUGAGACAGACAGCUCCCUUGUCCAAUCCCGAUGCAGCCCAAUGUCCAGCUCAAGGUAUGUGUGGGGCAGAGUCACGUGAGACCGAGGGAGUGUGUCCUCUCCCUGUCAGUCUAUCAGAGGAGGAGAAUGACCAGACACUCCUGGUUCAGAUCUCAAACCACGAACCCCUACAAGUACCUUCCCCGUUCCUCCAGGAUCAGCCAUCCCUUACUUCCAUCCCUCUCCCACUCUCUACACCUCACCCUAUCCCCCUCUCUUCCUCAAUCCCUCCCUCCCUCUCUCCCUCAAACCCCUUUUCUACCUCUCUUUCCACAGUUGUCCUAUCUACCUCACCCUCCCUCUCUUCCUCCAUACCAUCCCACACCCCCUCAUUGUCCACAGAGAAGACGAUACACCCCUCCCCUGUCUCUAUCCCUGUUCCUGCACCUCUCUCAGCUCUGAGGAGCUCAACACAUUUGAAGGACUGGGAGACUUCUCUGAGUCCAGAGUGGUGGGAGAGGAAGAGCCCAGAAUGCAGAGAGAUGCAGACGCUUCUGAAAUACUCGGACAGAGACGGACAGAUUGAAUACUCAGCGAGAGGCCGACAGACUGCAUGCACUGAGAGAAACCGACAGACUCAUCUAGAAUACUCUGAGAGAGAGAGACAGGCAGACUACUCAGAGAGAGACAGACGGGCAGACUACUCAGACAGAGACAGACGGGCGGACUACUCAGAGAGAGACAGACGGGCGGACUACUCAGAGAGAGACAGACGGGCGGACUACUCAGAGAGAGACAGACGGGCGGACUACUCAGAGAGAGACAGACGGGCGGACUACUCAGAGAGAGACAGACGGGCGGACUACUCCGAGGGAGGCAGACGAGCGGACUACUCCGAGGGAGGCAGACGAGCGGACUACUCCGAGGGAGGCAGACGAGCGGACUACUCCGAGGGAGGCAGACGAGCGGACUACUCCGAGGGAGGCAGACGAGCGGACUACUCCGAGGGAGGCAGACGGGCGGACUACUCCGAGGGAGGCAGACGGGCGGACUACUCCGAGGGAGGCAGACGGGCGGACUACUCCGAGGGAGGCAGACGUGCGGACUACUCCGAGGGAGGCAGACGUGCGGACUACUCCGAGGGAGGCAGACGUGCGGACUACUCCGAGGGAGGCAGACGGGCGGACUACUCCGAGGGAGGCAGACGGGCGGACUACUCCGAGGGAGGCAGACGGGCGGACUACUCCGAGGGAGGCAGACGGGCGGACUACUCCGAGGGAGGCAGACGGGCGGACUACUCCGAGGGAGGCAGACGGGCGGACUACUCCGAGGGAGGCAGACGGGCGGACUACUCCGAGGGAGGCAGACAGGCGGACUACUCCGAGGGAGGCAGACAGGCGGACUACUCCGAGGGAGGCAGACAGGCGGACUACUCCGAGGGAGGCAGACAGGCGGACUACUCCGAGGGAGGCAGACAGGCGGACUACUCCGAGGGAGGCAGACAGGCGGACUACUCUGAGGGAGAACUGGACGAAGACCAAGAACACACACAUCAUCACAGUGAACACACACAUCAUCACAGUGAACACACACAUCAUCACAGUGAACACACACAUCAGCACAGUGAACACACACAUCAGCACAGUGAACACACACACUUCGAGCAGGCCCCAGCAAGCUGGCUCAGUGUUCCACAGGUGUAUCUGCUGCCGGACACACCCGCAGCAAAGAGGGUUGUCGGCCCCAGCCACCUGUCCAAAUACCUGAAAGUGAAGGGCCUUCACAACACAGAACCGAUCAUAGGUCUGGGGAGUGUGGUGGAGUGUAGAGGUAUAUCCCAGGCUACGUUUUUCAUGUGUGUGAGCUGUGCUGAGACUCUCUCCAGUACACACAUCUGUGAACACAUCAUCAGCGCGCAACACCAGCAGUGCUACAUGUUUUCCCAGUAUAGUCCUAUGCGCUGUGAUUGGUUGAGAGAGCAGCAGCAGCCUCCGAGUCCACAGCUCCUCAGGAAGGUUGCUUCAGCACUGUCACAACUGGAGGUGGAUCUAGAUGCACAGGUGAUGCUGCUGGAUCAGAUGUGGUAUAACCUUGUGCAGUCAGCUCCAUUCUACGAAGCCAUGUACAUGCUGCAGGAACAGAAUCAGAAUGCCCUGUGUCUACACACAGCAAGCAGACAUCAGCUGUUUCCCCCAGUUGGUCCUGACCCAGCAACGGAGCAGGGCUUUGACCAGAACCACAGAGUGAUGGAUAAACUGACCAUGGAUCAGAUUGAGCCCCAUCACCUCCUGCAGACAGCAGAUACAGUGGCUGGUAAACUGACUGGAGAUCAGCUGGAGUCAGGCCAGUGCAUACAGACCGCAGACAGACGGCCAGAUAAUCAGAACCCGGAUCAGCCCCAGUGGAGCCAGAGCUCAGAGAGAACAGAGAUGGUCCCUGAGCCAAUAAGAGCCAAGACACCACAUAAUUCUGAGCCAAUCAGAGACCAGACACCACAGAACAUUGAGCCAAUCAGAGCCAAGACACCAAAGAAUUCUGACCCAAUAAAAUUCCAGACACCACAGAACACUGAGCCAAAAAGAGCCUGGAUGCCACAGAACUCCUCAGAACCACAUCUGGACCAAGACAACACAGUCAUUGUCAAACAGGAGCCUGUGGACCCCAAGGUGGAACCUCAGCUGCAUCCUCAUACCCAGCCUGAGGUGGACCCCUUAAAGGAUUCCCUGGAUGGACACAGAGUCCAGUUCUCCCCAGAUGUACAGAACCUGGCUGGUGUGUGUGAGGUGGAGUACCAGGGGACCGUCCUAGGACACAGCCAAGAGGUGACACGAAUAGGAGGGGCCACAGAGAACUCCCUUCACCCCACCAAGAACCUGAGAGACUCAGUCAACAACAGCCUGCCUUUGGUCGGUCUCAGUGCAAUGAUAGAGUGUUGCAGUGAGGGCCAGGUGUCCUUCUACCUGUGUGUGUCGUGUGGCAGCAAAAUUGAAAAAACUCUACUCAUCAGCCACGUCCUCAAAUACAGACACCGACAGCUGUACCUGACAAUGAGGUACCCGUGGUAUUUCCUUGGUGUGGUACCAGCCCGAGGGUUGGCAGAACAGUCCAGACUGAUGCAGAUUGCUAAGGAGGUGGAGGAGCAGAACCAUGAUGAGCCUGGCACGCUACAGGAGGUGAUUCUGGCCCCUGCUGACUUUGACGAGAUCAAACGGAUGCUCUUUGAUAAAGCUGUAUCCCGUUUGCAGGAGAUCUGUAGAGAGCAGAACCAGACUGAACUCCUCACCAUGGUCACCAGCAAACCUGAACCAAUAGUGGUCAAGCAGGAGAUUGUGGAGUGCCAGGUGGUCUCCCAUCAGGCCUUGGGGCAAUUCCUACCGCCACAGAGAUGUAGGAGAAACACGGGAAAACAUUGUUCUAACGUUGAGGGGUCAGAGGUGAGGGGUCAGCAGCAGGUGAAGAAGAGAAAGGUGUCUCGCCCCCCUGAGGGUCACACUGCCCCUGUCAUCUGUCUAUCAUCUCCUGAAGUCACCAAGUCUUCUGAAACACACACUGUUAACCAGACACACACCAUCACACCCUUACCCACACAAUCCAACACUAAGCCGAAACUCACAUACACACACUCCGACUCUCAAACUAAACUUAAACCUUCACGCACACACCCCAAACCCAGUUCAACAGCCCCAGAAUAUACUAGACCCAAACUCAUUCCCCAUUCUGCCACCAAGCCCUCCGGUAUCCCUGCCGACAGCCUGACUGUUGCCAAAGAGUCCUCUAGCAAGAAACCCACUCACACACUGUGCAAACCCACACACACACUAUCCAAUAGCCAGAAGCUCACUGUCAAACAUUCGGACAAAAUUGAGUCUCAGAAACAUACUGAAAAGGCUAAACCUACUCGCACACACAGUGAACGCACACACAGAAACCGCACACACACUCGCAAACACAGUGACCUCACACACACUGACAAAGCCAAAGACGGACACAGUGACAGGACCAAACGCACACACAGUGACCGCAAACACACUAAGAGACAUUCUGACCACUCACGCUCUCACACCCGCUCUAAGAGACAUAAUCGUAGCUCCAGCUGUUCCUCCAAAGCCUCCCCCAGAGCUAGUCCCUCUGAGCCCCCCCUGCUCUCCCCCUACUCCCCCGCUGCAUUCUCCCCCACCAGAGCCACUUCUGCGGCGAGCCUAAGCCAGGUCAAACCUAGCCAACCUUCCUGCCUAGUCAACAAACAACUACCCAAACAGUCCAGCCAACCAACCAAGAGACCUCCCAACCCAACCUCAGCAGUCAGACCCCUCCAGACCCAGGCCAACCCUCCCAACAACACCUCUUACCCCCACCUGCACCCAGAAAGAACCGGACCCAGGACCCCCCCACUCGGACCCAUGACCCCCCCACCCGGACCCAUGACCCCCCAACACCCGGCAAUCCCUCCCUGCCUCACUCCUCCACCUCCACCCCAGCCAGAUCCUGUCUACGCCUCUGGGGUUAAGAAGAAGACUUCCAUCGUAGACUGUGAUCAAUUUGUGGAAUACUUUGUCUCUUUGUUGCGCUCCCCCCACUUUCCUCCUGCCCUAACCACCCCAGAGAGUGCAGAGAGCGCUGAGGCUCAUACCAGGGCAACAGGCCCUAACCCUGGAGGGGAGAAGAUGAGGGCUGACUCGAAAGGUCAUGCCAUCGCCAUAGUGGCGGCAUUACCCAACCCGCUAAAAAGGAAGCUAUCCCUACAGGAACCCGAGGACAGAGACCCCUGGAACUACGAGAGCCGACAGUUCACUCCCAACUCCAAACCUAACCCCAACUUCAAACAUAACCCUGACUCCAAACCUAACCACAACUUCCAGAACCCUAACUCCAAACCUAACCACAACUUCCAAAACCCUAACUCCAAACCUAACCCCAACUUCCAGAACCCUAACUCUAACCCCAACUUCCAGAACCCUAACUCCAACUCUAACCCCAACUUCCAGAGUUAUACCCCCACUACCAAUGCCACACUAGCCCAGGGGGUUUACACUGGAGGGGUUACAGUUUCUUCUAGCCCUAACCCCACUGACCCACAGCCCCCAGAGAUUCUACCUGGUUACACCUACCCUGGUUACACCUAUGCUGGUUACACCUACCCUGGUUACACCUACCCUGGUUCAGGUUACGCUGGAGUUGUCAGUGUUAGUCAGUUCACUUCCAACUCCCCCAUUAACCCUAUCCCCAGCCCCAGUAACACACAGUCACAGCCACAGGCAAGGUGGUCUGGGGGCAACUGGGGAACAGGCUACCCAGGGGCAGGCUAUGUUACAACAGGUCUAGCUGGUACUUCCUACCCUGGAGCUGUCUCUUCUGGAAGUAGACCUGGCUACCCUGGAGUUCUGCUCUACCCAGAGAUGGGCUACUCAGACAUGGACUUCCGUGGACAGGCUUACCCUAGGUCUGGGAUUGGACUCGGCUCUACUGGGACUGUUAUGCCCCCAGGAAGCCUCUACUCUACCACACCAUCUCCAGCCAACCCCAGCUAUUUGGCAUUGACCCAGCCAUCACUUGACCCAGCCAGCUACUCCGCCUGGACUGCUACUGACACCGGGGUUGCCAUUGAAACCAGCACAGCAGAGUAUCUGCCACACCCUCAGUGAGGACCCCGCUGGCCUGGAUUUCCUUAACGUGAAGCACUGACUGCUGUACAAUCGCUGGACAUGGAGGAGACGUAUACACACACACAGAUUGAUAAAGUAAAAUUUUGUUACCGAAUGUCAGUUUUAAAAUGAACAUUCUUGGUUUUCCUCUAUUUUGUAUUACUUAAAGGUAACCCUCUUGCCAGAGCUUGAUCUGUCGCUGGUGGCUCAGCAGAAGUAGUUACAUCCCUGUGGGAGGGGCCUAAUCUUGUCAGAAUAAACUCCCAUCCAAUCACUUGAAAGCUGUUUAGUUUCAAUGACUACUGAUUGUGGCAUAAGAGGAGCAAACAAUAUUUUUUUAUGUUUACUACUAUUUUUUUACAUUUACUUUUUUAAAGAUACAAGACAGUAUAUUUUAAUUGCAAACCAAGCGAAUGUUAUACUCAAGCAAUGUUCACCAUUUAAAUAAGGCAUAAAAGAUUCAGUUGAUGUUGUUUUCUUGAAUGUGGAUUAUUAUGUUUAAUAUGAAUAUUAUUUUUGUAUCUUAUACGUUGGUAGCCCUUUACUCUCGUACCCGUAUACAGAUUUGGGGCACUAAUAAGCUCCUAAAUUGGAACGUAGUGGCUUUUCAGUAACAUGCUAUACAUGACGUCAGAGUUCUGGCUGUGUGCCUCACAGCGCUGUAUGGGUUUUGACUGACAGCCGUUCUGAACUUGAGCACCGUGCGCAACAAGAAGUUGCCCCUAUCCCUCCCGGUAACUGGCCAACUUUUGAAAUGUUUUUGUUGUCUGAGUGAGCAAAAUGCUAUAAAUUGAGAUGACUUGUAUUUUGAAACAUGAGAAUUUGAGUAUUAUAAUAAAUACCGCUUUGAUGUCAUACAAGCCAAACACCUGUGUCCAAAUGUGCACUUCACAUUUCCAAAUCAUAAAACUCAUGUUUACUACAGUAUAAACGUUUAGCACCACCAUGUUUGAUGUAGUUACAAGAUGACAUGGCAUCAUACCCUUGGUUGUUCUGAACAGAAAUAGCCUAUGUUUGUUUAUUGUGACAGAAACUAGAGGCUCCACACGCACCAAAUGCACUCAUGACUCCUUUCUAUGCGCCCCAACAUGACCAUCUGUUUCUCUGAAUUGCCUUGUGAAAGCCUAACACUGCAAUAUCCUAUUUUAUGACUCAUUUUGGCAAUAGAACGAGCUUUCAAAUCAUGCCCACCCUACCCACAUUGCGGUUUAUAAUGGACUGUUUUUGGAUUGUGUAAACAACAGCAGUAAUUCUGUGAAGACGGGAAUGCAGGGUUGUGUUCCAAAUGAAACUACAAGUGUUCUUGCUCUCGUUCCUCAACGGCACAGCUAGGAGAGCUCAAAAAAUACUUUCAAGUUGAAGACUUUUCUUUGAGUCAUAGAAGUGCAUUCAAAUGAUUUAGGAGAUGUGUGUGGCCACUUGGAGACACCAGUUUCCUUACUCAAACCCUUUUUAGUUUUAUGUUGCAUAUUUUCCAGGAAUAGUCUUGUCAUGUUACUGAAUGUAUCCAGAGUGUCAACAAAUGCUGUGGAAAAUACAUUAAAUGUCAAAUGCACAUAUAAUCAAGUGUAAUGUUUGGAAUCAGUCUGUUGGACUCACAUUAUCUCCAAACUUUUCCCUUUCAGUUGCUACCAUGGUUAUGCAUAUGCUUUUCAUAUUUCUUCUGUAAGAAACAUGUACAUUUAGCCCUAUCCAUAUAAGCCAAUAAAACAAUUCUAUGCCUCG
Oncorhynchus keta (chum salmon) is the source of this 12155-nucleotide messenger RNA. RefSeq lists its product as uncharacterized. The transcript has 56 exons. The record is from RefSeq and is a predicted model, not a curated record. Lineage: Eukaryota; Metazoa; Chordata; Actinopteri; Salmoniformes; Salmonidae. The coding region runs from base 303 to 10430 and encodes 3375 amino acids.